This is a messenger RNA of Babjeviella inositovora NRRL Y-12698, 1235 nucleotides long. RefSeq lists its product as uncharacterized. The transcript is spliced from 2 exons. Bases 1 to 1143 code for a protein of 380 amino acids. The record is from RefSeq and is a predicted model, not a curated record. Gene Ontology annotation, molecular function: threonine deaminase activity; pyridoxal phosphate binding; L-serine ammonia-lyase activity. NCBI's taxonomy places the organism in Eukaryota, Fungi, Ascomycota, Pichiomycetes, Serinales. Gene Ontology annotation, biological process: L-threonine catabolic process; L-serine catabolic process.
AUGAUUAAGGCAGCUAAGUCCCCUCUUGUUAGUCUCCCGCCAUGGGCUCCUUUGGCAUUUCCAGUCACACGCGCACACCCAUUUGUGAAAACAACCUUGACUAAUGUCACCUCUCUUCUCUCCACUUCUGCAGACUUACCCUGCGAAGUUUACUUCAAGAAUGACUAUUUGCAACCAUCGGGCAGCUUCAAGCUCCGUGGGAUUGGAAACAUCAUCAGCACUGCAGUGCGCGAGCACCGUCGUGAAAACCACUUCAACUCGGCAAAACAAAUUCAGGUGUUUGCCCUGUCAGGUGGAAAUGCGGGCAUUGCUGCUGCUUAUUCUGCUAAGUUCUACAAUUUGCCAUGCACCGUUGUGAUUCCAAGAACCUCUAAGCAGAUCUUCAUUGAUAAGUUACAUGCCUUGGAAGCGCGGGUAAUUAUCCAGGGCGACACCAUCCAGGAGGCGGACUCAUAUCUAAAGACCCAAAUUCUCUCCAAGUUAAGUAAAGACGUGGAACCUGUCUAUUGCCACCCAUACAAUAACCCAUUGAUCUGGCAAGGUCACUCCUCCGUGAUUGAUGAGAUUGUCCAGGACUUGACUGCGGCAAAGAAAUUGAAGAAUCUCAAGGGUGUGGUUUGUUCCGUCGGUGGGGCGGGGUUGUACUCAGGGAUUAUGCAGGGCUUGAUGAGGAACAACUUGAGUGAACAGGUUUCUGUUUUGGCAGUUGAAACCGCCGGCGCCCCAACUUUAACCAAAACAUUGGAAAACAGAAACCAACAAACACACAAGUACCGAAGAGCUGUCAAAACUCUGGCCGAGCCUUUCAUGCUCGAGUCUGUUACCACGAUUGCUACAUCCUUAGCCUGUUCCUUUGUGGCCUCUGACACCUUGAAGUACUACGAUGCUCACAAGGGAAAGACUACAGUCUCCUUGAUCGAGGAUUCCGAUGCCGUUGAGGGUUGUGUGCAGAUGUUUGAUGACCUUGGAGUUGUUGUGGAGCCAGCCUGUGGGGCUGCCGUAGACGUCUGUUAUGGUCAAAUGGACUUGUUAACCAAAGCUAUCCCGGAUUUGGCGAAGGAUGAUUUGGUUGUUGUUAUCGCAUGUGGUGGACUGGGAACAACUUCCAGUGUUAUUAACGACGAAUAUAGAUCAAUGAUUUAAUACCCGGGGGACACUGCUCAUCGAAAUCAUUGAAAAAACGUUAUGCAUGAUGGUAGCCCCAUUCAUUAGAUAGACCAUAAUUUAUGCUUCCU